Molecule: messenger RNA, 617 nt
Organism: Sorex araneus (European shrew)
Lineage: Eukaryota; Metazoa; Chordata; Mammalia; Eulipotyphla; Soricidae
Product: C-C motif chemokine 23
Exons: 4
Coding region: 89-562 (157 amino acids)
Biological process (GO): cellular response to interleukin-1; positive regulation of ERK1 and ERK2 cascade; chemokine-mediated signaling pathway
Cellular component (GO): extracellular region
Molecular function (GO): CCR chemokine receptor binding; chemokine activity
Source: RefSeq, a predicted model, not a curated record
AUCACUUCCCAGCACUGCCUCUAUCUGCCCAGGAGCUGCAGCUGCCCCCCGCCCCAGGCCAGCUCAGCCCUGAGAGGCUGCCCCCAGGAUGCAAGGCUCCAUGGCUGCCGUCUCGCUCCUCCCCCUCCUGCUCCUCACUGCCAUCCCCAUCACCCUCGGGUCCCAGGCGGCAGUGGCAUCCUCCUCAGGCCUAAUACGCAAGCCAGCAAAAGGAGUUGAACUCAGCCCUUCACCCAAGUCGCCACUCUCAAACACACCAGCACCUUCUAAGCUACAGGAGCUGUAUAUAUUCACACAGCCAGGUGAGGAAACCAAGAGGGGAUUCAAGAGGACAUGGCGGGCAUCAAGCCAGCAAAAUCGAGGAGGCCCCUACCAACCCACCGAGUGCUGCUUCAAGUUCGCUACCCGUGUCCUCCCACUGCGCCUAAUUGACACUUUCUACAAGACCAGCAGCCAGUGCGCCAGGCCUGGAAUCAUCUUCAUCACCAAAAGAGGCAAUUUGAUCUGUGCCAAUCCCAGUGACAGAUGGGUCCAGAAACACAUCAAGAACCUCAAGGAGUAGACGUGACCCGGAAGUAGUGGAGUGGUACACUGCUGAAUCAAGACCUCCCUCUCGC